AUGCAAAUGGAAUAUGAAAUUUUAGAAAAAAAUGAAGAUUUUGAAGAUGAUACUUGUGUAAAAUCAUCAUCUCAUUUUGAACAAUCAUCAGAAUUCUUUUCGCAUUUGCCUAUUUUGUUGAAUGCAAUUGAUGAUAAUACAGAUAAUGAAGAAAAAGAUGUUGAACAAGAGAGAGUUUUGAGAAAAUUAAUUUCAUUGAUUGAUCCAUAUCAAGAACAACCAUAUCUUCUUGACCCACAUUUGGAGAAUAUGGUUAAACCUAUUGUGGACCUAUUUCGAAUUUAUAUUAGAUCAUUCAAUGCACAAGAUUUGUUCCUUUCAAGAAAUUCAAAAGACAAUCUUACUAAAGAUAAUAAAAUUCAAGUGUCUAAUAAAAUAAAAAGAUUAUUUAUUCUUAUGUAUUACCUUAUGAAAAUUCGUGGAUAUAAAACAAUUGUAAAGUUUUUUUCACAUGAAGUUUCAGAUUUAGAACCUACUUAUUAUUUCUUGGUAGCUUUAGAUCCAAAGGAUUAUACAGGUUGGGAAACUAGAUAUGUUUUGUUAAUAUGGUUAUCCCUCAUUUGCAUGAUACCAUUUGAUUUGAAAACCGUGGAUAGUUUAGCAAAUGAUACCGAAGGAAAGAAGGCAAAAAGAGAUGGUGCGGCAGUUCUUUUGUCACGGUUAUUAACAAGGCGUGAUAUAGCUGAAGUUUAUCUCGCUGAUUAUAUACAAUGGGCUCAAGAUGAAGUCAAAAAUAACAAAGAUGUGUUUACGAUCACAGGUAUUCUUACAUCCCUUUGCGCCAUUUAUAAGCUUGGCCAAAGGCAAACAUCGUUGCCAACUUUAGAUAUUGCUUGGCCUUGUCUUUCCUUACUUGAUGAUAAUCAAAUAUUUGCUAAUAAUACUCUUGUAAGGAAAAUGUUGGUUAAACUGGCUCAAAGAUUUGGAUUAUGUUACCUAAAACCUAAGGUUGCUGCUUGGAGAUAUAAAAGAGGAAAUAGAUCUCUUAAAGAUAAUUUAGGAUAUAAUUCCAAAACAACUAGUAUUGAUCCUUUAAAUAUAAAUCAAUCUUUAAAAGAAGUUGUAGAAGAUGAAGAUGAAAUUCCUGAUCAGAUCGAAGAAAUUAUUGAAAUAUUAUUGAAUGGAUUACGAAAUAAAGAUACAGUAGUGCGUUGGUCAGCCGCAAAAGGUUUAGGUCGUAUUGCACAACGAUUACCUCAGGAACUUGCCGACGAUAUAAUUGGUUCUUUAUUUGAACUCUUUUCAGAAAAUACAUAUAAACGUAAUGGUGUGUUGGAACUUUCUGCUGUAUCCGAUCAUACCUGGCAUGGUGUAUGUUUGGCUGUUGCUGAAUUGGCAAGAAGAGGUUUAUUAUUACCUGAAAGGUUAUCAGAAGUUGUUCCUUGGGUUAGCAAGGCAUUGAAAUUUGAUUUAAAACGCGGUACUCAUUCAAUUGGGGCUCACGUUCGUGAUGCAGCUUGUUAUGUAUGCUGGUCAUUUGCUCGCGCUUAUGAGCCUAAAGUUCUUGCACCUCAUGUAGCUGAAUUAGCAAAUAGUUUAGUUGUUGUGUCCGUAUUUGAUCGUGAAGUCAACGUUAGACGUGCUAGUAGCGCUGCAUUUCAGGAGAACGUUGGACGAUUGGGUGUUUUUCCUCAUGGAAUAGAUAUUAUUACUACAGCAGAUUAUUUCACAGUAGGAAAUAAGGUUAACGCAUUUCUUGAAAUAAGUGUGAAAAUAGCUAAAUUUGAAGAAUAUAAACAUCAUAUGAUAGAUCAUCUCAGAACUAUAACUAUAUCAAAUUGGGAUAAAAGAAUGAGAGAAUUAGGGGCCAAAGCUUUGCAUAAUUUGACUCGCCUUGAUCUUGAUUAUAUGAUCAAUAUUGUUCUUCCAUAUCUGAUACCUCUUGCUAAAUCUCCUGAUAUGGAUACAAGACAUGGUGCAUUGUUAGCGACUGGAGAAAUUUGUUUGUCAUGGUCAUUGAUUAAAGGAAAUGACAAAAGUUGGAUCGAAGAACAUGAACCAUUAAUAACGAGAAUAUCCAAUAUUAUUGACUCUCUUCCUGACACUUUAUUCACAUCUUUCGGUUCAGAGGUUACUGUCCAAGCAGCAGUUAACCAUAUUGCUUGUUUGGCUAAAGCUAAUUGGCCUGUAAACUCCGAAAUAUUGAAUAACUGGAAAUGGGUGGUUAAAGAUUUACUAACUCGUAAAGAUGAAACUGGACAACAAAUGGCUGUAGAUGCAUUAGAGGCAAUUAUAGUCCAUUACGGAAUCGAAGAAAAGGAGAUUCUUAAAUAUCCUUUCAUAUUAUUUCAUAUUUCUUCCUUAUUUGGAUUUACCAAAAAAUUUUGUGAAGGAUUUAGAGGUUUUGUUCUUGCAUUGGGUGUGAUACGAUAUGACAAAAUUCCAGAAUGUCUGGAAUUAAGCGUGAAUUCUUUAAUAUUAUCUUCUAAACUUCAGGAAACUAAAAUGUGGAAUGAUCCUGAAACUCGCAGAAAUGCUUUCACUUCAUUUACUGUAAUUUCUAAAAAUUUGGGUGAAUCAUUCAAGACUUUUUGUUCUAAAUCAAUAUUUGAUAAAAUGCUCGAAGCAGCUUUUGUAGGAUUAGAAGAUUAUAAUGUAGAUUUACGUGGUGACAUUGGUUCUUGGAUUCGUAAAGCUAGUAUGAUGUAUCUUGCUGUAAUUUGUCCACUAAUGGCACGAUUAGAUCAAAAAGAUCCAAACUGCGAACCAUGGUUAUCAGAUGAAUUAAUUAAAAAGAUUUUUGGCAAUUUGUUAAAGCAAAGUGUCGAAAGAAUUGAUAAGAUUAGAACUUGUGCGGGAAAUAUUUUGAUGGAGUUGUUAUAUGCCAGAACUGAUGAUGGAGAGAAUUGGUUAUUUAAUAUUAAAGGUCGAGAAGUUUUGCAAUCCACCUUGCCAAAAGAUGAAGAAAUCCAUUGGAUAUCACCACUGGAAUUAUAUCCAAGAAUGGUUAAAUUACUUGUAUUACCUGAUUAUCGUCUUGAAGCACUAACGGGAUUUGUUCUCGCUGCUGGUGGAUUAACAGAAUCUUUAAUCCGACAUUCAAGUAGUACUUUGCUUGAAUAUGCUAGCGAGCUUCCCAAUACUUCAACGCCAGGAACAUUUACGUUAUCUGAAUUCGCGAAUACAUUGUUGGAAAUAUUUCGAAAAUAUGAAAGAGUUGAUCGUGUUGUUAUUCCUUUAUUGGAAGUCUUAGAUUUAUUAUUAGAAAACGAAACUUUGCAAAAAAUUGACCCAAACAGUUUCAGUUUUGAAGAUCUAUUUGAAUGCGUAAAGAAAGAAGUUACAAAGACACGCGAAAUAAGAAAACUAACUUGUUGUGCACGGGUCUUCUGUGGAAUGACAUCUUUGAAUGAAAACUUACGCAAUCGUUCACUAUAUCAAUUGCUUGGUUUAUUGGUUCGAAGAUUGACAGCAGAUCAAUUAUAUUUAACACUUACUUCGAUGGAAGAUGAAGAAUCAGAAAAUUUGUUACAAAUUGAAGAUAUUUUAGCAAACACUGAUUGGAAUAAUCCCGUACCACAACUUAAGGAAAUCAGAAAUCAACUUUAUCCCUUAUUAGGAUUGAAAUUACCAGUGUUCAAAAUUUCUACAGGAUCCUAA
Molecule: messenger RNA, 3600 nt
Organism: Diversispora eburnea
Lineage: Eukaryota; Fungi; Glomeromycota; Glomeromycetes; Diversisporales; Diversisporaceae
Source: the annotation of a GenBank genome assembly